Molecule: messenger RNA, 1346 nt
Organism: Coturnix japonica (Japanese quail)
Lineage: Eukaryota; Metazoa; Chordata; Aves; Galliformes; Phasianidae
Source: RefSeq, a predicted model, not a curated record
AUCCCCCGCUAAAUGUGGAAAAAAUGCGCCACUCCCCGCCCCGCGUGCCGUCAGCCCGGCCCGGUGCAUCCCAUUGGACGCGGCCGACGGAGCCGGGGGGGGCUCCGCACCCUCCGCCGACUUUUAAAAAGUGGCGGCGGCGCCGGGCGCGGGAUCGGACGAAACCGAGUCGAGCCGAGUCGAACCGAACCCAGCCGAACCCGAACCACAGCCGAACCGGGGCCCAGCAAGGAGCCGAACCCGAACAGAAACAGCGCGGAACAGCCCCGAACUCAACCCAUGUCGAAACGCGAACUUCAACGCGGGCCGGCCUACGGGCUGUCGGCAGAGGUGAAGAACAAGCUGGCACAGAAGUACGACCCACAGACAGAGCGUCAGCUGCGUGUCUGGAUCGAAGGAGCCACCGGGCGCCGCAUCGGGGACAACUUCAUGGACGGCCUCAAGGACGGCGUCAUCCUCUGCGAGUACGACCCCAACCCGACCCCAUCCCAACCACCAACCCAUCCCCACCCUGUGACCCCCCCAGGGAACUUCCUGCGGGCCAUCAAACACUACGGAGUGAAGCCCCACGACAUCUUCGAGGCCAACGACCUCUUUGAGAACACCAACCACACACAGGUGCAGUCCACCCUCAUCGCCCUCGCCAGCCAGGCCAAGACGAAGGGGAACAAUGUGGGGUUGGGGGUGAAGUACGCGGAGAAGCAGCAGCGUCGCUUCCAGCCUGAGAAGCUGCGCGAGGGCAGGAACAUCAUCGGCCUCCAGAUGGGCACCAAUAAGUGUGCCAGCCAGUCCGGCAUGACAGCCUAUGGCACCAGGAGGCACCUCUACGACCCCAAACUGGGCACAGACCAGCCCUUGGACCAGGCCACCAUCAGCCUCCAGAUGGGCACCAACAAAUGUGCCAGCCAGGCGGGGAUGACGGCGCCGGGGACCAAGAGGCAAAUCUUCGAGCCGUCCCUGGGCAUGGAGCGCUGCGACACAAACAUCAUCGGGCUGCAGAUGGGCAGCAACAAGGGCGCCUCACAGCAGGGCAUGACGGUGUAUGGGCUGCCGAGGCAAGUGUACGACCCCAAGUACUGCGACGCGCCCGGGCUGCUGGGCGAGGACGGCCUCAACCACAGCUACUACAACUCACAAUAACCCCCACGGAGCCCAACACGAGCCCCCUCCCCACGGUCGCUUGCACCUCCCCGUGCUGGGGAUGCACCGCACCGGCCUCACCGCGCGCCCGGGGCUGCUGGGAAGGGGCCAGCGGGGGGUCCCGGAGCUGGGAACCUUGAGCUGGGGGGUCCCGGAGCUGGGAACCUUGAGCUGGGGGGUCCCGGAGCUGGGAACCUUGAGCUGGA